Messenger RNA from Erigeron canadensis, 1554 nucleotides. RefSeq names its product amino-acid permease BAT1 homolog. Gene Ontology annotation, biological process: gamma-aminobutyric acid transport; transmembrane transport. The record is from RefSeq and is a predicted model, not a curated record. Gene Ontology annotation, cellular component: membrane. The coding region runs from base 1 to 1554 and encodes 517 amino acids. Lineage: Eukaryota; Viridiplantae; Streptophyta; Magnoliopsida; Asterales; Asteraceae. Gene Ontology annotation, molecular function: L-lysine transmembrane transporter activity; gamma-aminobutyric acid transmembrane transporter activity; L-glutamate transmembrane transporter activity. The transcript is spliced from 7 exons.
AUGGAUUUGCAAAAUGGCAGACUCCCACAAGAUUCAGGCCACUCUCGUUUAAACGAACUGGGAUACAAGCAAGAACUCAAGCGUGAUCUCUCGGUGUUGUCAAACUUUGCAUUUUCGUUUUCCAUUAUAUCCGUGUUAACAGGUAUAACCACACUUUACAAUACUGGGCUGAACUUUGGUGGACCUGUUGUGUUGGUAUAUGGAUGGCUAGUUGUUGGUGUGUUCACCAUGGCUGUUGGUCUGUCUAUGGCUGAGAUUUGUUCUUCUUAUCCAACUUCUGGCGGUCUCUACUAUUGGAGUGCCAAACUUGCUGGCCAUAAUUGGGCACCUUUUGCCUCUUGGAUUACUGGAUGGUACAACAUCAUAGGCCAGUGGGCUGUGACGACAAGUAUCAACUUUUCACUUGCUCAGUUGAUUCAAGUAAUCGUUCUUUUGAGCACGGGUGGUAACAAUGGAGGUGGCUACAAUGCAUCUAAGUACAUAGUUCUUGCUAUUCAUGGAAGCAUUCUUCUUGUACUUGCUAUCAUAAACAGUCUUCCGAUCUCAUGGCUAUCAUUCUUUGGACAACUAGCAGCUGCCUGGAAUAUUUUAGGUGUCUUUUUUCUGAUGAUUUGCAUACCCAUAGUUGCAAAAGAAAGGGCUAGUGCAGAGUUUGUGUUUACACAUUUUAAAACAGAUAAUGAAGCAGGAAUUAGUAGUAAACCUUACAUAUUUCUUAUUGGAUUGCUUAUGAGCCAGUAUACAUUGACAGGGUUUGAUGCCUCUGCUCAUAUGUCAGAGGAAACAAAGAGUGCAGAUAUAAAUGGCCCUAAAGGAAUUAUUAGUUCUAUUGGCAUAUCAAUAAUUGUCGGAUGGGGUUAUCUGCUUGGUAUAACAUUCACAGUUACUGAUAUUUCACACCUUUUAAGCCCGGAUAAUGAUGCUGGCGGUUAUGCCAUUGCUGAGAUAUUUUAUCAAGCUUUCAAGAGUCGGUUUGGAAAUGGUACAGGAGGUAUCAUUUGCUUGCUUGUGGUUGCUGUCGCCAUCUUCUUCUGUGCAAUGAGUUCACUCACAAGCAAUUCCAGGAUGGUAUACGCAUUCUCAAGAGACGGAGCAAUGCCAUUGUCAUCGCUAUGGCAUAGAGUUAACCAAAAUGAGGUCCCUAUAUAUGCUGUUUGGCUAUCCGCUUUCAUAGCAUUCUGCAUGGCCCUUACGUCUCUUGGGAGCAUAGUGGCAUUUCAAGCCAUGACAUCCAUAGCUGUGAUCGGUUUGUACAUAGCCUAUGCAUUACCUAUAUUCUUUAGGGUCACUUUGGCCCGCAAAUCAUUUGUACCCGGGCCUUUCAAUCUGGGUAGGUAUGGUGUCGUUGUUGGUUGGAUAGCAGUUCUUUGGGUAGUUACCAUUUCCGUGCUCUUCUCUUUGCCAGUAGCAUACCCUGUUACUGAUCAGACUCUCAACUAUUCUCCUGUGGCUGUUUGUGGACUCUUUAUUAUCGUGGUGUCUUAUUGGAUAGUGAACGCACGAUAUUGGUUUAAGGGUCCGAUAACAAAUUUUGGUACCCAAGGUGAUGUAUGA